This is a messenger RNA of Ziziphus jujuba (common jujube), 2095 nucleotides long. RefSeq names its product 1-aminocyclopropane-1-carboxylate synthase. Gene Ontology annotation, molecular function: pyridoxal phosphate binding; transaminase activity. The record is from RefSeq and is a predicted model, not a curated record. The transcript has 4 exons. NCBI's taxonomy places the organism in Eukaryota, Viridiplantae, Streptophyta, Magnoliopsida, Rosales, Rhamnaceae. The coding region runs from base 242 to 1678 and encodes 478 amino acids. Gene Ontology annotation, biological process: amino acid metabolic process; biosynthetic process.
GAGACUUAUUGACUGCUUUUUGUAUCAACACCUAUAUAUAUACCACCACCCGCGUUUGCAUUUCUCAUCAACCUCUUUUAACAUUAAAUUCUUUCUUGUGCUUGUUUCUCACAACUUGCAUAGAAGUGUACCCAAAAGACUUUUAGACUACCUCAAAAGACUUAAAGACUUUCUUCCAACUUCUUUGGUAUUUUUUUAGAUUUGUCUCUGCAUUGUUAAAGUAUUUGAAAGCAUAAACCAAAUGGCAAUUACUUCAAGAAAUCAAUUGUUGUCUAAGAUGGCAACUGGAAAUGGGCAUGGUGAAGAUUCUCCUUAUUUUGAAGGAUGGAAAGCCUAUGAUAGUGAUCCUUUUCAUCUUAUCGACAACCCUGAUGGGGUUAUCCAGAUGGGUCUGGCUGAAAAUCAGCUUUGUUUUGAUUUGGUUCAAGAAUGGAUUUUGAAUAACCCCAAAGCCUCCAUUUGUACGGCUGAAGGAGUUGAUGAUUUCAGGGAUAUAGCUGUCUUUCAAGAUUAUCAUGGAUUGCCACAGUUUAGAAAUGCUGUUGCAAAAUUUAUGGGGAAAGUGAGAGGAAAUCGUGUUGCAUUCGAUCCGGACCGCGUUGUUAUGAGUGGAGGAGCAACUGGAGCUCAUGAAAUGAUUGCUUUCUGUUUGGCUGAUCCUGGUGAUGCAUUUCUGGUGCCAGUUCCUUAUUAUCCAGGUUUUGAUCGAGAUUUGAGAUGGAGAACCGGGACACAAUUGAUUCCGGUUGCAUCUGGGAGCAAGAACGGUUUCAAAGUGACCAGAAAAGACUUGGAAGAUGCCUAUGAGAAGGCCCAAAAGGACAACAUCAGAGUAAAGGGUUUGCUUAUUACCAACCCAUCAAACCCACUAGGCACCAUCCUUGACAGAGAGACUCUAAAAAGUGUAGUAAGCUUCAUCAAUGAGAAAAACAUACACCUUGUCUGCGAUGAAAUAUAUGCUGCUACUGUCUUCGGGCAAGAAUUCAUAAGCAUCUCUGAGAUAAUCGAGGAUGACAUUGAAUGUAACCGUGAUCUUAUCCAUAUUGUCUACAGUCUGUCCAAAGACAUGGGGUUCCCUGGCUUCAGGGUUGGCAUUGUGUAUUCAUACAAUGAUGCGGUAGUGAGCUGUGCACGCAAGAUGUCUAGCUUCGGAUUAGUGUCCUCACAGACUCAACAUCUAAUUGCAUCAAUGCUAUCAGAUGACGAGUUUGUGGAGAGAUUUAUCAGGGAGAGUGCUAAGAGAUUACAAAAAAGGCAUGAGGACUUCACAUGGGGACUUUCUCAGGUAGGCAUUAAUUGUUUGAAGAGCAAUGGUGGCCUCUUUCUCUGGAUGGAUUUGCAUAGGCUGCUCAAGGAGCAGACAACCGAAGAAGAGAUGGUUUUGUGGCGAGUAAUAAUCAAUAACGUCAAGCUCAAUGUUUCACCUGGUUCUUCUUUCCAUUGCCCUGAAGCAGGAUGGUUUAGGGUCUGCAUUGCCAACAUGGACAAGGAGACCAUGGAAGUUGCUUUAGCAAGAAUUCAUAACUUCGUAAACCAAAAUAAGGAGGUUGUGGCGCCAAGAAAGAAGAGGGUCCUUGGCAACCUCAAUCUCUGUUCGUCAUCGAAAAGGAUGGAUGAGUUCUUGAUGUCACCUCAUUCCCCCCUUCCUCAAUCACCCCUGGUUAGAGCCAGGACUUAAGAAGGUGGAAUUGGGUUAACUUUAACCAUUUACAAUGAAACUAAAGAAACCUCAAUGGUUUUCUUUAAUUUCUGAACUUGAUGCUAGGCUAUUUUCCUUUUUUUUUUUUUUUUAAAUAUAUUUAUUUUUCCCUGUAAGUAGAAGAGAGGUGGAUAUACAUUAAUUCUUUAGGAUGAAAGUAGUCGACCAAUGUCGCAGUGACCAUCUAAUGGCUGCUCUUUUUGCACCCUGUGGUAUUACAUUGGCUCCAUUAACGUAUAAUCCUACUUUCGCUUGCCUGCAUGCAUUAUUAGUUUUUUUCCUUUCUCACAGCCCAAAAUUGUAAGUGAGAAAGGUUUAUCUGUUGUAACAUUUCUUAGCUCGUAAUGGAGUUUGAAAAGAAUUCAUUUCUCAAAUAAAUGACUGUGCAGUUUUGAA